CAGAGUUCGUCUCGGGGAGGAAACACCACAUCCUGCCAAGCUGUGGCUGGAAUUCUGGAUCCGGAGUCCGGGAGGGGCCACGGCUCCCCUCCCACCCACAUCCAGGGGCCAAUCCUAGGGCUCCGCCUCAGGGUGGGGCGAAAUCCCGUGCCCCCCCCCUCCCAACCCAGCCCCUACCCUGAGGCCGGGGCGGGGGAUGGAGGCUCCUAAGGAGCUGCAGGCCACGCUGCCGCUCUGGGGGACCGCACUAGCAUUGCUGCUCACCUCUCUCUGGCUCUGGCGGAGCUGGGCCUGUGCGCCCCGGGACUCGGAGGGCCCUGCUCCCCUAGAGCUGGCCUGGCCCUCCGCGGGUGCUGAAGGAGUGCGGACAUGCGGAUUAGUGCCCUACAAACAGAGGGAGCCUCGGGUGAGGGCAGGAGAGAAGGAAGAGAAGCAGGAGGAAAAUCCAAACUCUGACAAUAAGAAGAUACCACUACCAGCUGAACUGGAAGAGGAAGAUGAUGAGACUGGAAGAGAAAGUUCCUCUGAUCGUCUUGGGAAGCCUCUUGUUAUUGAAACUACAUGGCCUGGCCAGAAUGAAGAGGAGACGUUUUCCUUUAAAUAUAGCCCUGGGAAGCUAAGGGGAAACCAAUAUAAGAAAAUGAUGACCAAAGAGGAGUUGGAGGAAGAACAAAGGAUUGAGCUGACCUCUGACUUCACUUGCCUGUAGCAAGUACCUUAGUUCUGUACCACAAAUACUCUCCCAAAUCUUUUUGGGUUAAAAAAGAACAACUGGCCGCCAUCUUCAAACUCAUGAAGGACAAUAUGGAGACUUUUGGCGAGAUGUCUGAUGGAGAUAUGCAGGAACAGCUCAAGCUUUAUGAUAUGUAGGCUUGAAAACAACAGAUCUCUAACAGCUACUGCCUUACCCUGCAACAAGACUCUGAAGACAAUUGUACUGUGACUGAUAUUAGAUUAGUAACUCUUGUUUUCAGAUUUUUUUGUGGGUAUAUAUAUAUAUAUAUCUUUUUGCAUAUGAUAUUUAUAUCACAUCUUAAAGCAAUCAGUUAGUAUCACCACAGAGGAAGAGGGACACACAGAUCCUAUUGACUGAGUUUCCUUCCCUGUUGUUUAUUGCUGAGGUAUAAAUUAUGUGGCAUAAUUAAUACAUAUAUCUUAUCUUCUGACUUGGGCUAAGAAUUUAUACAUGUUAGUCUCAAUUCACACAUUAAUGAUUAGGGAUCUGAUUGUCAGAUGAUAUUAGAGUAGGAAUAACCUGAAAUCCUAACUCAUGACACAAUAGUAAGCUGUUUGGGAAGAUUCAGGGGUGCUGAAGAAUAUAUUAUCUUUAGCAUCUUUAUAAUGCUUUAUAGAGGUAAGGUCUAUGAGAUUUUUUUUGAGGGUCUGAGAUUCAUUUCUUCCUUGAAGUUUGUUUCAAUGAGUCAUCUUUGGGGGCAGUAAGGUGGCACAAGCUUGGAGUCAGGUGGACCUAGGUUCAGAUCUGACCUCAGAUAAUUCCUAGCUGUGUGACCCUGAGAAAGUCACUUAACCCCAUUUACUUAGCCUUUGCCCUUCUGUCUUAGGUCUUUUUUAACACAGUCUUUUCUAACACAGAAAAUAAGGAUUUAGAAAAGACUUAUUUUCCUGUUUGGAUCAAAAUAAAGGUACUAGAAAUCACAUUAUGAGUAUGGAAAGUGAAUAUAAUUUGUACCCUUUUUGGACCCUAAACAGAUUUGAUUUUAAAGCUCAAACAAUUUGAUUUUAGGACCGAAUCUUAAGCUAUCUCUCCCUGAGGAUUUAUUCUUUUGUCUAGAAAUAAAAACUGGCCAGAAGAGGCCUGCUCUUUGUUUAUCUGUAAAUAAGAACUCUCUUGGGUGGUAACCAAUCAACUAAAUAGACACUAUAUUGGAGCCAUGGGCCACAUGUCAAAGUGGCAGCAUUGAAAAGACCUGCCACUUUCUGGAAGUUUCUUGAGUUCAUUUCCUGUGUGGCUAUCAUACAAUGAGAAACCUCUUAGGCUGUGCUGAGGAGGGACCAGAUGAAGACAUCAGAGGGUUUAAGCUAUAGGAAGUCACCCUUUUUUGGCUGGCCCAGCUGCUGAUUUUGCUGGCACUUGGGCUUCUGUUUUCUCUCUUGGAAGCAUGGAUCCAGCUGCUCAAGUUUGAUCUGGCUGUCUGCUGCCCUCCAGGCUUCUCAUCCAGCUUCUAGUUCUUUGCAGCCUGUUCAGACUGGAGGAAGCUAGUUAGAUUGAAGUGAGCCAUUGAUAUUUUUUAAGAUAAAAAUAUAGCCUCAUGAUAAUUUCAAUAGUCACAGAAGCAAAAGAUUUGGAACUUAACUUGAAGCAGCUUUGAUAAAAGAAAUUACUUCUUUGUAAAACAGAGAUAACAAAAUAUUUAACUGACAUCUAUACAUCUGUAUUAUGAAUUGUAAAGGUUAACAUUAAUGGUUGGACGAUGAUUAUAUGAAGUUAUGUGAUCACCAGUGUUUAUAAUAUCUUGAGUCAGAAAUUUAUUUACAAAUAUUUACAAAAUGGAGAGGAAACAGUAAAGUAAAGCAAUGUGAAGAGGUUAGAGAGGUUAUCUAGCCUAUUAACCUAAAUGUUUACUCCAGGUCUGCUUAAUUCAAGCAGAGAUUAAUUAGCUCUCAACCAGGAAGUCUGGUGGUGAAUAACCACGUGGCCUCCUCCAAGAUGGUAACUAAUCUCUUAGAAACUAGGAAAGUAGUCAGCCUUUCACUCAUCCAACAAAGGUAGUCCAGGAGUCAAAGUUGAAGCUGAGCUCCAAGCCCACGAUCCAAGCCACAGUUUCCAGUAAAGUGCCCUCAAAGACUCUCCACAGUCAGAAGACUAUCUCUAGAAGACAAUCUCUUCAGAGUAUCUUCUCAAAGACAAUCUGCUCUAAGGGAGUUUGGGGCUUGCUUUUAUGGUGACUUCUUGUCCUUGCCCCUUUUCACAGGGGACCAUCACAGUUUCCAAAUUGUCUAGCACUGCCCAGGGGUAAACGUCUGUGGGAUUGACCAUUUCACCUUUUGAAGGUUAAGUUCUCAUCAAAAGGAUUCAUAGCUAAGGGUGAGAAUUUUCUAAAUCUGACCUAAUACUAAGUAGGGUGUUCAAUCUUUUGUUGAUUCAGUUUAAAAGUAGACAAAGGAGAUUUAAUCCUGUCUUCAGUCUAGUGAGAUACUAAGUAGGGAUACUUAAGUUAAUGUUAACACAGUAUAGACAACAGAGUAAAGAAUUCUCUUUUACAAUAUACAUGUAUAGCUGUAUAUCUAUAACAUCUAUCCAAUGGCUCCUUGAAGUAUGGAAGUGACCCUUGAUUCUUGAAGAAUCUUGUUAUGAUCUGGCUACCAGUCCAUCUAUGUUUGAAGAAAUUCAUCAGUAGCAUGACUGUAGACUAAAUGAUAACUUUUUUUUUAAACCCUUAUCUUCCAUCUUAGAAUAAUACUGUGUAUGGGGUUCCAAGGCAGAAGAGCAAUAAGGCCUAGGUAAUGAGGUUUAAGUGACUUGUCCAAGAUCACAUAGCUAGGAAGUGAGUGAGGUCACAGUUGAAUCCAGGACCUCCCCUUUCUAGACCUGGCUCUCAAUCCACUGAGCCACCUAGCUGCUCCCUGCUGCAGCAACUCUUAAAGACUAUCUGCCAAGGUAUAAUCCCCAGUAUUCUUACAACAUUUAAAGGUUUGCAAAACACUUCAUAUAACUGACAGAAGGAAUAUCCCUAUUGUUGAAAUUAUCAAACCCUUGAAGUGUGAGUGCAUCCUAUUUUCUAAUUAGUAACAGGGGCUGCCAUUUAUAGUUCUGGCUCAGGAGCUGAAUGAUCCUUUUAUUCAGAAUGGGCUCCCUUGGCUCUGAUUGCUAAAUACUGUCAGUCAAGUUGCUGUAAUCAUUUCCCAACAACCAGUGUUUGUUCAGUUAUGUUUGUACUCAUGCUCCAGCAUGUUUUAUUACAUUUUUUUUGCCUACUUUAUGUGCAGCUAUUCCAAGUUACCUCAUCCAUGACAUGAAGUUGCUAUUUAGUGAAUUAUUACUUUCAUUCAUUAAACUAAUAAAGGACUUGGAGCUCAUUUUUUUUUUAAUAUAUUUUAUUUGGUCAUUUCCAAGCAUUAUUCGUUAAAGACAUAGAUCAUUUUCUUUUCCUGAGCUCAUUUUUCUUGUAAGAGAUGCUUCACUGAUAGAAAAAGCAGGUCCAUUUGUGGCCAAAACAGCCCUCUCCGAACUAAUUCUCAAAAAGACAUAUGGCAUAUCCUAUGUUGAUUUUUCUUUUUUUUUUUCUUCAAAAAUUAUUAAUAUAUAGAAUGAUUCUCCAGGAGGAAGACAGGGAGGCAAAUGGAUGGAUACUGGGAGAAAUUGUGGUGAUAUAAAAAAAACACAAAAGAUAGAAAUAAAAAUUUACAAAAGGGAAAAUUUGACCCAAUUAAAUGAAAACAAAAUAAAUAAUGUAAAUGAAAUGUAUGAAUAUUUAUUUCAAAUUUUGGGGUUAUUUUAUUAUUAUUUUCAAAACUCCUUACCUUUCAUCUUAGAAUUAAUACUAUGCAUUGGUUCUAAGGCAGAAGAGUAAUAAGGGCUAGGCAAUGGGGGUUAAGUGAUUUGCCCAGAGAAGCUAAGAAGUGUCUGAAGCCAGCUUAAAUCCAGGACCUCCUGUGUGUGCUUGGCACUCUACUCACUGAGCUAUCCAGUUGCCCCUGUGAAGUUUUUUUUAAUAUACCUAAACAAAUAUGAGCAUUUCUGUAUUUUAAAAACAUCUCCUAAAACAAAAAAAGAAAUGCAUUUAAAACCCUUCAUCUCCUUACACAUAGCUGUAUUUUUCUUAAAAAUUAUAUCAUAAAGCCCACAUGUUACUUUCAAGGCUAUUCAGUUUGUGUCUCCUGUUAAUUCUUUUGUUUACUUAAAAAAAAUGUUUCAAAGGUCCGCUUUUCUUUUCUUUUUGUAUCACUAUCAUCUCCUCUUGUAUCAUCCUGCUAAAUUAUUUUUAAACUCUUACCUUCCAUCUUAGAAUCAGUACUGUGUAUUGGCUCCAAAGCAGAAGAGCAGUAAGGGUUAGGCAAUGGAAGUUAAGUGACUUGCCCAGGGUCAUACAGCUGAGAAGUGUCUGAGGCCAUAUUUGAACCCAGGACCAAUAUCUCUAGACCUGGCUCUUUCUCCACUAAGUCACCUAGCUGCCCGUCACCCCACCCCAUCCCACUCAUUUAAAAAAAUCCUAACGCCUUUGACAACCACACAGAAAAAUAUCCCCAUACAAAAUGCCGUAAAUGCAGAAGGGAAAUGAGCUUGUGAUUGGCUGAAAGAAUGUGAAAUCUGGUGCUGAUAUAGUAUAUUUGCAUAAAAGACAUUUUAGUUGGUUAGGGACAACAGUAAAGAAAAGGGCUGUAGAGAGUCAAGAGAGAAAUACUUGUGAAUGAUAGACUGGCACCCUAGGUGUUAUGGACAUGUGGUAUCUGGGCUUCCAGGGUUUUCAACUCUAAAGACUAUUGAGAGCAUACCUUUCAUGAAUAUGAUUGUUUACUACUUCCUGUUCUGAGCUAAGAUCUUAUCUCAUUCUGGCAUGAAGUAAGAUCAAUGAAAAAUAGAUUUUUAUUAAUUUCCUUUGUUUUGAUCUCACUUAAAUUUCUCCUUGUAUCACUUCCCACACCAUUUCCAAAGAACCAUCUCUCCCAAGAUUUGGCAAACUAUAUCUUGCCUAGCCUGUUUUGUAAGGCUUGCAAACUAAGAAUGGCUUUUAAAUUUAAAUUUUUAAAAUUACAAUAAAUUUUCAUUUACAAAUGUAAAAACCAUUCUUAGCUUGCAGGCUGUACAAAAACAGAUGGCACAACAGAUCUGGCCUAUGGGCCAUGGUUUCCCAAGUCCUGCCAUAUAACAAAGAAUUUAUUCAUUUUUUAUUCAGAGAUAUUUUUCCAAUUACAUGAAAUAACAAUUUUCUCCAUAUGGUUCCUGAAAUUAUAAGAUCCAAACUGUCUCCCUCCCCGCUCCCAGAGAUGAUAAAUAAUUAAAUCUGGGUUAUACAUGUAUUGUAGCAAUCCAGCCCAUAGACAUUAUGGGGAGACAAGGAAUGUGAGUGAGCACAUGGCCAUCCUGUGCAUGGCAAUAAAUUUUAUUGCCAGCGUGGCUGAAGUUUAGGCGCGAAACCUUGCUUUCCUUUGUCUCACUCUCCCGGGGAUAAUAACCCCACCUUCACCUUGUCAUAAGUUGCAUUAUCCAAUGGGAAUACCCCAGGUAACUCAUCCAUAUGUAUUGAGGUAUCAUAUAACUGUUCAAUAUGUAUUGAGCUGUCAAGACUAUAAAUAAACGAGCCCCAGUAAGCUCCGCCCACUUGAAGAGCAUCCACAGGUUUGAUAAGGAGGAUCUUCUCCCCUGUCUCUCUCUCUCUUCUCUAUCUUUCUCACUAAGGCCUGGUCCUUAGGCCAGGCCUGCCUUACUUCCUCUCUUUCUCCUAAUGCUACCUAGCAUUAUCUACCUCCUUUAGUUUCUGAUCUCCUUUCCAUCUGAGCUAGCUUUAUCCUCUGACCAGUAUGGUGUUAAAUUGAGAUCAUUGGGUGGUUUUAGCCUGAAUAAUUACACUCAGUGGUCGGAGCUUAGCUGUGGCUCAUACAAAUAA
Monodelphis domestica (gray short-tailed opossum) is the source of this 6566-nucleotide messenger RNA. It is a transcript of the gene MXRA7, whose product is annotated as matrix remodeling associated 7. The record is from RefSeq and is a predicted model, not a curated record. Lineage: Eukaryota; Metazoa; Chordata; Mammalia; Didelphimorphia; Didelphidae.